CACAAGUACGUAUUGUAUUGUUUUUUUUUUAUUUUGUCUUUCAAUCAUAAAAAGUCGACACAAUUUGGAUCGAUUAUUUUGGAUUUUUUUCUGAAUUUUUUUUAUGUUUUUUUUUUUUUGAUUUUUCACAUAUAUUGUUGUUGACAACUUCAUACGGUAAUGUUCUCGAUCUUUUAUUCUAUGGUCAAAGCAAUGAUGAUUGUUGAAUGUUCAACCGUCUAAUAAGAAGAUUUAAUGCCAAAAAAUUUGGCAAGAAAAUAAAGUUCAAUGGACAUUGGGCAUCCAGUAUUAUAAAAGUGAAAAAAAAUCGAAAAAAAACCACCACAAAAAUGUCACAAACACAACGGAAUCGAAUAUUUCCAAAUCAUCAUAAUGGUGGUGUUGUUGGUGAUCGUAAUCAUCCAUAUCGAACAUGGUAUCAUAAUUCAAUGGAUUCACUUACGUUAGACGAUACAAAUAAUCAAACAAUCAAACAGAAAUCGAUACAAAAAUAUGGAAAUUUCAAUUCAUUAUUUCGUAGUUCACAAUCCACAGUUGAUUUUCAAUAUUUUCAUGAUUAUCUUUGGCAAUUGGAAUCAUUGGCACGAAUGAUUGGAUUCAAUCUUUUCGAACGUGAAUUUCUACCAAAAGAUGGUGGUCAAUUAAAAACCAUUGAAGAAUGUAUUGAUCGUCCAAAUAUGCGUAUCAAUGGUGAUUCAAAACGAUUCUCUAUCAUUUUCUGGCGUUUAUUAUUGACCGUGCUGUUAAUCAAUCAGAUUUUCUGUAUUGGUUGGAUAAUUUAUUGUGAUGAAAAAAUUGAUGAUGAACAUGAGCAAUUGAUUAGUUUGUAUGUGGGUGAUAUACUCAUAGCAUUCGGUACACAUGUAGAUCUUUUAUCAUUACAUUUAUUCGGAUUUUGCUGGGUAUUGAAUGCAACUUUUUGCUACUUUUGGAUCACACGAAAACGUAAUCAAAUGCGUAAAUGGCUCAUCAAGUUUGAUGGUUUAUACACGGAAACAUCUUAUUAUGUGAAUAAAGAUAUUGAACCAGAAUUUCGACAACGAAUGAAAUCGGCAUUAUGGUGGGCAAAAUUAUUCAUCAAAAUAUCCUUGAUUGGUACAGUUGUAAUAAUUGUUAGUUUGUCAUUCAUUUCAUUUAAAACUGACAUCGGUUAUCGUUUAUUCACCAAUGAUAAUCAUGGUCAAAUAGCUAUUAUAAUACAUUUUAUAUGGUUUAUAUUCACACUCAUAAUUGGAUGUUUAACGAUGAUAAUCAAUUGGACAGCAUUAGGUCAUCAUUUUAUAAUCUGUCAUGCAAUACAUAUUCGUUAUGAUGAAAUUAAACGUGAUCUAGAAUAUGCUGUAUUGAGUGAUCGUUCUGUUCAUACGAAACCUGAACAGCUAAGCGGUCUAAUUAUAAAACAUUAUAAUGUCGGUGAAAUGGUUAAACAUGCAAACAAACAUCUUAAAUUUUAUCUAUUCAUAUUCUAUAUGAUAUUUGCACCACAUAUUUGUUUCGUAUCUUAUCAGAUAAUAUUUUCAACAAAAUAUACUCCUCAAGGAAGAUUAUUAUUAGCUGCAAUAAUGAUGGUUGGUGAUCUAUUCCAGGUCUAUUAUGUUUCAGUAUUAUCGGCACAGAUCACUACGAAAGCACAUGAACCAUAUUAUGCAAUGCAUGGUGUUAAUAAAUUUGAUAAUUUACCAGAAAGCGUUCAAUUACAAUCAACAUUAUUCAUGCAACGUAUAUCGAAUACAACGACCGGUUUAACAAUAUUGGAUUCAUUCGUAUUAACCAGUGGUCUUAUAUCAAGUAUGUUAACGGCAAUAAUUACCUAUUUUUCGGUCAUUCUUGAAAGUUCAUAAAUGGGGAUUCUAACAAGAAAAAAUUUCCAUCAAAUCUCAAAUAUCUCAAGAUAGAAUCGUAGUGUUUUAAUGUUUUUUUUAAAUGACAAUCCAAAAAAAGAAAGUCAAUAAUUAAUUUAGUUUUAUUC
Dermatophagoides farinae (American house dust mite) is the source of this 1969-nucleotide messenger RNA. RefSeq lists its product as uncharacterized. The record is from RefSeq and is a predicted model, not a curated record. Lineage: Eukaryota; Metazoa; Arthropoda; Arachnida; Sarcoptiformes; Pyroglyphidae.